This is a messenger RNA of Galeopterus variegatus (Sunda flying lemur), 20823 nucleotides long. RefSeq names its product spectrin repeat containing, nuclear envelope 2 (gene SYNE2). NCBI's taxonomy places the organism in Eukaryota, Metazoa, Chordata, Mammalia, Dermoptera, Cynocephalidae. Gene Ontology annotation, cellular component: membrane. Gene Ontology annotation, molecular function: protein binding. Bases 53 to 20482 code for a protein of 6809 amino acids. The record is from RefSeq and is a predicted model, not a curated record. The transcript has 111 exons.
GUUCACUUCUUUAACUGAGAUGGACAUGAUAUAAUCUCCACUGAGUCAAAGAAUGGCAUCUGGUUCUGCACUUCCCACGGAAGAUGAGCAGGUUUCCUCGGGCAUUGACGAUCUCCAUUUUUCACUGCAAGCUGAACAGGAGGACACCCAGAAGAAAACCUUCACAUGCUGGAUAAACUCACAAUUGGCAAAGCACAGUCCUCCCUCAGUCAUAUCAGACCUAUUUACAGACAUUAAAAAGGGACAUGUCCUCCUGGAUCUGUUAGAAGUACUCUCGGGACAACAGUUGCCUCGGGAUAAAGGAUCUAAUACAUUCCAAUGUAGAAUCAAUAUAGAACAUGCCCUGACAUUUCUACAAAACCAAUCAAUCAAGCUCAUAAAUAUUCAUGUUACUGAUAUUAUAGAUGGAAACCCAUCGAUUAUUCUUGGCCUAAUUUGGACAAUUAUACUGCACUUUCAUAUUGAGGAGCUUGCCCGGACUCUUUCUUGCAAUUAUAAUCAACCUUCUGUGGAUGAUGUGGGUGUGGUUGAUGCAUCUCCUACCUCAAGUCCUCCAGCUAAGAAAUGCUCCAAAGUCCAAGCAAGAUGGCAGAUUUCUGCAAAGAAGGCUCUUCUUUUGUGGGCUCAAGAACAAUGUGCCACGUACGAGUCUGUUCAUGUGACAGAUUUUAAGUCAAGCUGGAGAAAUGGGAAGGCGUUUUUGGCCGUCAUUCAUGCCUUGAGACCAGACCUAAUUGACAUGAAGAGUGUGAAGCACAGAUCCAACAAAGACAAUCUGAAAGAGGCCUUCAGAAUUGCAGAACGAGAAUUAAAAAUCCCCAAAUUGCUGGAACCAGAAGAUGUGGAUGUGGUUGAUCCUGAUGAAAAGUCAAUUAUGACCUACGUGGCACAGUUUCUGCAAUAUUCGAAGGAUGCUCCUGAAAUUAAAGAUAAGGCUUUGGGAAAGGUGAAAGAUGCUUUGGACUGGGUAACUCUGCAAGAGAAAAAACUGCAGAAGAUACUAAAGGAUUCAGCAGACGAGACCUACUUUAAAAAAUAUCAUAGCCUGCUGUCCUUUAUGGAGUCAUUCAAUGAAGAAAAAAAACCUUUUUUGGACGUCCUGUUGAUAAAAAGGAAUCUAGAUGAGCUGAAUGAAGAUCAGUUACAACUGAGAGAAGCCUGGGAUGGCCUGAACUAUCAGAUUAAUGCAUGGAAAACAAAGCUAAAUCAAGACCUGCCCUCUCCCCUGCAUCACGUCGAAGCUUGGCUCCAGGAGGUAGAGGAGCUUUUGGAGGCAGACUUGCCAGCCUCCCAGGAUCACUCUGAAGCCAUGACUCUGACACAAGAGAAAAUGACUUUAUUCAAGAGUCUGAUGGAUAGAUUUGACUGUCAUUCAGACAAUCUCCUGGCAUUUGAAAACAAAGAUGAGAAACAUUUGCCGUUGGUACCACCUGACAAAUUGGAGGAAAUGAAAAGACGAAUCAACAACGUUUUGGCGAAAAAUUUUAUUCCACUUCUGGAAUUUCAUUACUAUAAGUGCUCAGUUCUUGGUUUGCUAGAUGAAGUGAAAUCAAAAUUGGAUGUUUGGAACAUCAAAUAUGGGAGCAAGGAAUCUGUGGAAUUAUUGCUGGAAGACUGGCAUAAAUUUAUUGAAGAGAAAAAGUUUCUAGCUCAACUUGAUACUUCUUUUCAAAAAUGUGAAGAAAUUUAUAAGAAUUUGGCUGGAGAAUGUCAGAAUAUUGAUAAAGAAUAUAUAAUGGUGGAAUACAAUGUUCAUGUGUAUAGAAAAUAUAUAUGUAAUGUGAAGUCUACUCUACAAAAAGUUCUGGAAUGUUGGGGAACUUAUGUAGAAAACCUUCGCUUCCUAAAGUCUUGCUUUGAGGAGACAAAGAAGGAACAAAUUAAAGAGAUUCCCUUCGAGACACUAUCGCAGUGGAACCUAGUACAUAUUACUUUAAAUGAAGUGGGAAAUUUCUUAAUUGAAGUCAGCAAUGAUACAGUUGGAUCGUUUAUUUCUAAAGAACUAAGGAGGCUGAAUAAAAGAUGGAGAAAGUUUGUUACAAAAACUCAGCUGGAAAUGAACUUGCCUCUUAUAAAGAAAAAAGAACAGCCCAUUUUUGACAAUUCUGAAAAUAUUUUACUAUCUAAUGAGGAAAAACCAACUGUUUAUAUUUCAACAGAAAUGUCAAUAGAACUUCCUGAAAAUCACAAUGAGAAUAUAAAGGCUAGAGAAGAACAUGAAAAAGAAAAUGAAGAAUUCAUAGGGCAGCUAAACAUGGCUGAAGAGGUUGAAAAACUAAUUGGACAAGUGGCAAUCUGGGAGGCAGAAACCAAAUCUGUUUUGGAUCUUCUGAGACAUCAAGAUGAUGUGGAUACCUCAAUGGAAGAAUCUUUGCAGCAUCUUAUUGCCAAAGGCUCUAUGUAUGAAGAGCUUGUAGCUAGAACUGAAGAUACUUUACAGAUGGAUGUACAAACUAUUUCAAGCCAGGAGUCCCUCCAACAUGUUCUCACAGCUGGGUUUCAGGCAAAGAUUCAAGAAGCUAAAGAGAAAGUCCAGAUCAAUAUGAUAAAACUCGUUGCAGUGUUGAAGAACUCAGCUGAUGUUUCACCAGAAGUCGAUGUCAGGCUGAAGGUGGAAGAAUCACAGAAGGAACUUGAAUCUUACAUUACAAGGGCUGAGCAGAUACUGGAGCAAAGAGAGAGCCCCCGUGGACUCACGUCAAAAUACAAGGAAGCACUAAUAAUUUUUAGUACUAAAAGUCUGGCCAAGUAUUUGAAAGCUGUUGAAGAACUGAAAAAUAACGUAACUGAGGAUGUAAAACUGUCUUUGGAAGAAAAGAGCAGAGAUGCCUGUGCCAAGUGGGAGUCUCUUCAUCAUGAAUUGUCUUUGUAUAUUCAACAACUAAAAAUAGAUAUUGAAAAAGGAAAGCUUAAUGACAAUAUUUCAAAACUUGAAAAGCAAAUAAAUAGAGAAAAGAAACUUAUUCGUAGAGGAAGGACCAAGGGUCUUAUCAAGGAGCACGAGGCUUGCUUUUCUGAGGGAGGCAGUCUGCACCAGCUUUAUUGCCACAUGGAUGUCCUGAGGGAACUGUGUGAAGAGCUGACUUCACAGAAGAGUCAGCAGGAAGUGAAGAGAGCACUUAAAGACUACGAACAAAAGAUAGAGAGACUUUCAAGAUGUGCUUCUGAGAUUCACACGACACUGCACCCCACCAUGGGAGGCACAUCGAAAAAUGAGAGGACCAUGACCACAUCUGAGAAUGGAGGAAGAGAUUCCCACAGUGAGGUGCCGUCGGCAAAGUCAGAUAAUCAGCCAUCAAGUGAAAAGGCAAUGGAACCAACCAAGAAUUUUAGCCCAGCAUCAGAGUUAAAACCUCAACAAGAAGAAAGAAGUAUGGAGAAGUACGAAAAGGAUAAUGGUGCAUCUAUAAGUAGUUUACUAGAGAGUUAUGAUACACACAGAGAGAUUCUUGAAUUACACCUGCAAAACAACAAACACAGAAUUACUUCUGAUUUCUCUAGUGGAAAGGAGAGGACUAGUGCUUGUCUGCAGGAUAAACUGACAGCUCUACAGGUCUUAAAAAAUGAAACUGAUGCUUGCUGGAAAGAGUUCGAAAUCACUUCAUUGAAGUUAGAAAAUCUUGUGAGUGACAUAAAGAAGUCUUUUAUAGUUAAGACAAGAGACAGAUUAAAGAGAAAAGAAAGAGAGCUUCAGAUGUCUCUUAAUGCCAGAAUGGAGUCUUUAGGGAAGGCACUGCAGGCUGUGUUACCUAUGGAGAAGGAAUCUCUCCUUCUCUGUGGCUUGGACCAGCCCCUCAAUGAAUUGGCCAUCCAGGAAUUUCAUCUCACUGAUGCUGACAGCAUUUAUCAAAACCUGGGGAAUGCCCAAGAUUCCAUAGCAAAACAGAUUGAAAUAUGUACCAAUUUAGAAGAGUCGGGCAACUUUGCAUUAAAGGAAUUACACCCAUUUGAUCUACAUGCAGUGCAGAAUAUUAUACUGAAAUACAAAACACAACUGGAAGAGAUGAACCACAAGGUGCAGACAACUAAGGAUACCCUCAGAGCUCUAGAAGAUUUUUUAGCUUCUCUAAGAACAGCUGAACUCUCUGUUGAGCCCGUUACAGACCUUUCAGCCUCAGAUACACAGGUGGCACCAGAAAAUACUGCAACGGCAAAAAAUAAAAAGGGAGAAAUUUAUCUGAUGAAAGACAAGGCCAGACAUUUGGAUAAACGUCUGAAGAUGCUUGAUAUAAUCUUAAAAGCUGCCGAACGGGGUGAAGACACCUCCUGUGAAAAACUUCUUGAUGCCUUAUCCAUAAAGUUAUUUGAGAUACAUGACUACAGUGUGCAGGAGGAACUCACUGAGGAAGACAAAUUAGUAGAGGCUUGUAUUUUCAAAAAUAAUGAGCUCCUUAAAAAUAUUCAAGAAGUGCAGAGUGAAAUCAGUAAAAUUGGUCUUAAGGAUCCUACCAUUCCAGCUGUAAAACAUCGGAAAAAAUCAUUAAUCAGACUGGAUAAGGAUCUAGAUGAAUAUGAGGAAGAGAAGAAACACUUACAAGAAAUGGCGAAUUCUCUUCCACAAUUCAAAGAUGGCAGGGAAAAAACUCUGAAUCAACAGUGUCAAAAUACAGUCCUCUUGUGGGAGAACACAAAAGCUUCGGUUGCCGAAUGUCUUGAACAAUGUGGAAGAGUUUUGGAGCUCUUAAAACAGUAUCAGAAUUUUAAAAGUAUCUUGACAACUUUGAUUCAAAAAGAAGAGAACGUCAUCUCCCUCCAGGCUUCAUACAUGGGAAAGGAGAACCUGAAGAAAAGAAUAGCAGAGAUAGAAACGGUCAAAGAAGAAUUUAACAAACACUUAGAAGUUGUGGACAAGAUAAACCAGAUCUGCAAAAAUCUACAAUUUCAUCUAAAUAAAAUGAAAACCUUUGAAGAGCCCCCUUUUGAAAAAGAGGCUAAUGUUAUUGUGGAUAGAUGGCUUGAUAUAAAUGAGAAGACAGAAGACUACUAUGAAAAUCUUGGUCGAGCUCUGGCUUUGUGGGACAAACUUUUUAACCUAAAAAGUGUUAUUGAUGAGCGGACUGAAAAGGUUCUUCGAAAAAUGAAAUUACAGCAAUUGACUGAAGAGGACAGAGAAAGGCUAAUGGAAGAGUUACAAGUCCAUGAACAAAAAGCUUCAGAAUUUUCUAGAAGAGUGGCUGAAAUACAGUUUCUGCUUCAAAGCAGUGAAAUACCACUUGAAUUACAGGUCAUGGAGUCCUCUAUUUUGAAUAAAAUGGAACAUGUAAAAAGGUGUUUAACAGGAGAAUCCGACUGCUAUGCUCUCAGUGGCAGCACAGCUGAGCUAAGAGAGGAUCUCGACCAAGCCAAGACCCAGAUUGGGAUGACUGAAUCCCUUUUAAAAGCCCUGUCACCUUCCGACAGCUUGGAGAUCUUCACCAAACUAGAGGAAAUACAUCAGCAAAUUCUACAGCAGAAGCACAGUAUGAUAUUACUUGAGAAUCAAAUAGGUUGUCUGACUCCUGAACUCUCUGAAUUGAAAAAGCAAUAUGAAAGUGUCAGUGAUUUAUUUAAUACCAAAAAAAGUGUUUUGCAAGAUCACUUUUCUAAGUUACUGAAUGAUCAGUGCAAGAACUUUAAUGACUGGUUCAGCAACAGUAAAAUGAACCUUAAGGAGUGUUUUGAAUCAUCAGAAACAAAAAAGAGUGUGGAACAAAAGCUACAAAAACUUUCUGAUUUCUUGACUCUUGAAGGAAGAAGUAGUAAAAUACAGCAGGUGGAAACUGUCCUUAAGCAUGUGAAGAAGCAUCUGCCCAAAGCACAUGUGAAAGAGCUUAAUAGUUGGCUUGUGAAUCAAGAAUUGGAAUUAGAAAAAAUGGAGUCCAUAUGCCAGGCACGAGCAAAGGAGCUUGAUAACUACUUGCAGCAGCUACUGAGACUCCAGGAUGACCACAGAAACCUGAGUAAAUGGUUGACUAAUCAAGAAGAGAAAUGGAAAGAAAUGGAAGAAUCAGGGGAGAAAACCAAGCUAUUUUGCCAAGCUUUAGCUAGGAAGAGGGAACAAUUUGAAUCUAUGGCCCAGUUGAAUAACUGUUUGAAGGAAUAUGGGCUUACUGAAGAAGAAGAAAUUAUAAUGGAAUCAACAUGUUUGAUCGAUAGAUACCAGACUUUGUUGAAACAAUUAUGUGAAAUUGAGAAAGUGGAUAAGUUACCACCUGCUGAGGACCAGAGCUUUAAAGAUCUUGCACAUAAUGUAAUUCACUGGAUAAAAGAGAUAAAAGAGUCCCUUAUGGUUUUGAAUUCAUCUGAAGGCAAAAUGCCACUUGAGGAAAGGAUCCAGAAAAUAAAGGAAAUCAUUUUACUAAAGCCUGAAGGAGACGCCAAAAUACAGACCAUCAUGAAACAGGCUGCGAGCAGUGAGGCCUUGUUGGUUCGCAAGACCGUGACUGAUAUCCAGAGCCAGUGGGACAACACUCUCUAUUUAGCCAACACAUAUCUAAGCCAUCAAGAAAUGCUUCUACUAGAAGGAGAGAAGUAUUUGCAAAGUAAGGAAGAUCUGAAAUUAAUGCUCACAGAACUAAAGAAGAAACAAGAAGCAGGCUUUGCUCUGCAACACGGCUUGCAGGAGAAAAAUGCUCAGUUAAAAAUUUAUAAGAAAUUCCUCCAGAAAGCACAAGAUUUGACAUCCUUGCUAAAAGAGUUAAAAUCUCAAGGAAAUUACCUCUUGGAAUGCACUAAAAAUCCUAACUUCAGUGAAGAGCCUUGGUUGGAAAUAAAGCAUCUACAUGAAAGUCUUCUCCACCAACUACAGGAUUCUGUGCAAAAAUUGGAAGGUCAUGUUCAAGAACACCACUCAUACCAGGUUUGCGUUACAGACCUGCAUACCACAUUGGAUAAUAUCUCCAAGGAAUUUGCCAGUCUUUCUGAUAAGUCUGUGGAUCAAAGAGCAGCUGAGGAAAAAUUGCAGAAACUGCAGGACCUAGAGGAUAGACUCCGUUUAGAAGAUGGCACAUUAAAAAAGAUUUUAGUUUUAGCAAAAUCCAUCAAGCAAAAUACAUCUUCAGUGGGACAGAAGAUUAUUAAGCAUGAUAUAAAAUCACUCAAGUAUAAACAAAAAGAUUUGGAAAACAGACUUGAAUCUGCUAAGCAGGAGACGGAAAACUGUCUCAACAGUGUUCUCAGAUCAAAAUGCUCAACAGAAAAGAAAGAAAAGUUUACUCUGCCAAGCAGAGAGAAGCAGGCCACUUCUGAUGUGCAGGAGUCUUCUCAGGACUCGGCUGCAGUGGAAAAGUUGGAGGAAGACAGGGAAAUAAACAAGAAUUCAGCUGUGGAAAUGGUUUUGUCAAAACAACUUUCUCUGGAUGCUCAAGAAAGCAUGAAAAACACUGAAGAUGAGCAGAAAGUCAAUGAGCUGCAAAACCAACCUUUAGAAUUAGACGUUAUGUUAAGAAAUGAACAAUUAAAAGAGAUAGAGGAAUUAUAUACCCGGUUGGAAACCAUGAAAGCAGCCAUUGAACCACUGGAACAAAACGAAUGUUUCAACAAAACAGAAACGAGUGCCUUGGUUUUCUACAAUACAAGAUAUUCAGUGCACCACUUGGACAGUAUGCUUCAGGCACUUAUUACUUUGAAGAAAAACAAAGAAAGCCAGUAUUGUCUCCUUAAAGAUUUUCAGGAACACCUCACUACAAUUGAAUCCUCAGUGAAAGCUUUACUGACAGAAAAGGAAAGUCUAAAAGUGGGACUGAUGGACAGUGCAACCUAUCUGGACAAAAUUAAAAAAUUCCUUGCUUCAAUAGAAAAAGAGAAAAGUUCUUUAAGCAGGCUGAAGACUGAAUGGGAGAAUUUAUCAAGCCUUCUGACUGACAUGGAUAAGAAGCUGUUGGAAAGCCAGAUUAAGCAACUUGAGCAUAGUUGGGAAUGGGUGGAACAACUGGUUCAAAAGAAAUAUUCUCAGCAAGUAGUGGAAUAUGGUGAAUUUACAUCUCUCAUGAAUAAGAUCCAAGACAUUGAGAUUUCUCUGCAGGAACAGCAGCGAUGUCUACAGUUAAGGCUGAACUCUCCAGAAGAACAGGAGGGGAACCAAAGCCUGGUUAUCUUGGCCACUGAACUCCAGGCUAUCAAGCAUGGAUUUUCUGUUUUAAAGGGGCAAGUUGAGUUUCAAAUGAAGAGGAUUUGGGGAGAAAAAGAAGGGAAGAUUUUGGAGGAUGCAAUAAAUAAUUUGAAGAAUCAAUUAGAAGAAUUGGAGCCGUUAAACCUAGAGGUGGAAGAUCGGAUUAAGAAGUGUGACAUCAGGAAUAAGAUGAACAAGACUAUUUUAUGGGUCAAGAAUCUGUUGGGAAAACUGAUUCUGCCCAUUUCCCUUCUUCCAGAUGACAUCCUUUCACAAAUCAGAAAAUGCAAGGUGACACAUGAUAGCAUUCUAGGUAAACAGCAGGCUAUGGAAUCACUGGUUGAAGAGGUCAAAGAUAACAGUCCUAGCCUUACAGCAUAUGAGAGCGAUGAUUUAAAUAACCUCCUAGCAGACUUACAGAAUCAAUACCAAAUGCUAGUAUUAAAAUCAACGCAAAGAUCUCAGCAAUUAGAAUUUAAAUUGGAAGAAAGGAGCAAAUUUUUUGCAACAAUAGGGAAGAUUCAACUUACACUUCAAGGACAUGAAACACUGAUAAUUCCCAAGAUAGAAACAACCUCCACAGAAGCUGAACUAAAGCAUUGUCAUGUCACUUUGAAGGCAUUUCAGGAGGAAUUGCAAGAAAUUGAAAGUAUAAUCUCAACACAUCUUCAGGAACUAACAAAUACCUAUCAGGAACUAAAUGUGUUUGAAAGAUUAUUUCUGGAUGAUCAGUUGAAAAAUCUUAAGACUAGAGCCAACAGAACACAAAGACUAAUUCAGAAUAAAUGUAAUAAAGUAGAACACAAAGUGAAUCUCUAUAGAGAAUUCCAUGAAAAAACAUCUGUGCUUCAGAAGGAGGUUGACAAUAUAAAGCAUGAUGAACUACUGCUUAAUCAAGAAAUAAAUCAAGAUGUUAAAGAGGAGUUCUGUAAUCUUAAAGACAAACUCACUGGUAUUCAGUGUAGCAUCUCACAAGUAUUGAAACUUAAAGAAGUGUUUGACUAUAUGGGACUAAACUGGGAUUGUUCACAACUUGACCAAUUACAAACCCAAGUAUUAGAAAAAGAGAAGGAACUCAAAGAAAAAAUUAAGCAGUUGGACACAUUUGUGGCAGAAUAUGGCAAAUAUCAAGCAUCACUAAGUAAAAUGAGAGCUAUGGAAGUGCAGAUUAAGAAAAGGGCUGAAGCAGUGCUUACAGUUCCUUUUACUGCAUCAGAAAGCAGUCUGCUCAGUGUUCACAUUUUGAAUCAGAGAAUUGAGAAAGUCAAGUGCUUAUAUGGUGAGAUAAUAAAGAAACUGAGGGAAAAUAAGGCCUUUGAUGACUCAUUCAAAGAGAAAGAAAUACUACAAAUAAAGCUAAAUGCAGAAGAAAAUGAUAAGUUACACAAGAUUCUUCAUAACAUGGUACUGGAAUUUCAACCAAAAGAAAUGGGUGAAAAGAAUUUUGAAGAUAAACUAGAAAAUUCCUUACAUGUUUUAGAUCAGAUAAAAUCUCAGUUACAGCAACCUUUACUUAUAAAUUUGGACAUGACACAUAUUCAAAAUGACAAGCAUAAUUGUGAGGCCCUUCAAGAACAAGUUCAGGCGGAAGUGUAUAGUAUUAAAGCUGUGACUGUCAUUCAGAAGCAGAGAGAAAAAAACUCUUCUGAAACUAGUGAUUUGGAGACAAAAUUACGUGACAUUGAAGAUCUUCAAAUGCAGCUUAACACAAGCAUUGAUUUGCGUACAGAUGUCUUGAAUGAUGCUUGUGAAAAUGUUACAUGCUAUAAUGAAGCGGUCACCAGGGCAAUGAGGAUCAUUGCUUCCUUUGAAGCCGUCAUUGCAUCCCAUAGAGUAGACCUUGAUAAUCCAGAAGAAUCACUAGAAGUGCCUCGUUGGAAACAAGAGGAAUUAGAAUCCACAAUAGCAGACAUCCAGGACCUCACUGAGAAAUUGGGAGCUAUAUCCGGCCCCGAAGCCAAACUCCAACUUGAGUGUACUUUUCAGGAACUACUUUCUAAGAACUCAGCCAUGAAGGAGGCAGCCAAUGUAGAGGAAGCUGAGAUAGAAAGGUACCUUGAGGAUUACAAAUGCUAUAGAAAAAUUAAAGAGAAAAUUUGCAGUAACCUCAGCAAAAUGGAGACAGUUCUUGGGCAGUCCAUGUCCCUGUUGCCAGUGUCUUACAAAGAAGCUUUAGAGUGCUUGGAACAGAGCAAGGCCUUAGUGUCAAAUCUUUUAUCAACCAAAGAAGAGUUAAUGAAACUACGGCAGGUCCUCAGACACUUGACACCUAGGUGCACAGAAAACAAUGGCAUCUGUUUGCUCAGAACCAUGUCGGCUCUGUGGGAGAAAUGGCUGAAUUUGCUAGAAGCUGCUAAAGAGUGGGAGUUGUGGUGUGAAGAACUGAAGCAGGAGUGGAAAUUUGUCAGUGAAGAAAUUGAACGAGAAGCAAUUAUUUUAGAUAAUCUUCAAGAAGAACUUCCUGAAAUUUCCAAAACAAAAGAGGCAGCCGCCACAGAGGAACUCUGUGAGCUGCUAGACUGUCUGUCCCAAUAUGAAGAGAAUGUGGAGAAGCAGCAGCUGUUACUGACCCUACUUCUUCAGCGUGUAAGGAGUAUCCAGAAUAUUCCUGAAGGCUCGGGGGCUAUGGAAACUGUUCCAGCAUUUCAAGAGAUUACAUCCAUGCAAGAACGAUGCAACAAGCUUUUUCAGAAAGCUCAAAAGAAUAAGGAAUUGAUACAGACUGAAAUUCAGGAAAGACGUUCCUUCACAAAAGAAAUAAUUGCUUUGAAGAAUUUAUUUCAACAGUCCACGACUUCUUUCCAAAAUAUGAUAGUACAGGACCACCCAGAAAAGGCAGAACAUCUCAAGGAGCUUCAAAGCAUUCUUAAGAAAGGGAAACUAACUUUUGAGAGUAUUAUGGAAAAACUGCGAAUCAAGUAUUCUGAAAUGUACACCAUAGUCCCUGCAGAGAUUGAAUCCCAGGUGGAAGAAUGCAGAAAAGCUUUAGAAGACAUAGACGAGAAGGUUAGCAAUGAAGUCUUGAAAAGCUCACCAUCAUAUGCAAUGAGUAGAAAGAUAGAAGAAAUUAACAAUGGACUUCAUAAUAUUGAAAAGAUGUUGCAGCAGAAAAGCAAAAACAUUGAGAAAGCUCGAGAAAUUCAAAAGAAAACGUGGGAUGAGCUAGAUCUCUGGCACUCCAAGCUAAAUGAACUGGAUUCUGAAGUUCAGGACAUUGUUGAACAGGACCCAGGCCAGGCUCAAGAAUGGAUGGAUAACUUGAUGAUUCCUUUCCAGCAGUAUCAGCAAGUAUCACAGAGAGCAGAAUCCAGAACCUCGCAGUUAAACAAGGCCACAAUUAAGAUGGAGGAAUAUAGCGAUCUGUUGAAGAGCACUGAGGCUUGGAUAGAAAAUACCAGUCGUUUGCUGGCCAAUCCUGCCGAGUAUGACUCUUCAAGGACACUGAGUCACCAUGCUAGCACCCUCCAGAUGGCUUUGGAAGAUUCAGAACAGAAGCAAAAUCUUUUACAUUCAAUUUUCACGGAUCUAGAAGACUUGUCAAUAAUUUUUGAAACAGAUGACUUAACGCAGUCCAUACAAGAGUUAAAUAGUCAAAUAACAUCUUUACAACAAAAAAUAAUGGAAAGCCUUCCACGGAUUCAGCGAAUGGCUGAUGAUGUGGUUGCUAUUGAAUCUGAAGUAAAAUCAAUGGAGAAACGAGUUUCAAAAAUCAAGACUAUCCUGUUAUCAAAAGAAAUAUUUGAUUUUUCACCUGAAGAACAUCUUAAACAUGGAGAGGUUAUACUUGAAAAUAUACGUCCCAUGAAGAAAACCAUUGCUGAGAUAGUGUCUUACCAAGAGGAACUGAGUUUACGCCACACAGGAAUGAAACCUCUGCCUGUGUUUCAGCGUACAAAUCAGCUUUCACAAGAUAUAAAACUAUUGGAAAAUAUCACUCAAGAGCAAAAUGAAUUAUUAAAGGUAGUCAUAAAACAGACCAAUGAAUGUAAUGAAGAAAUAGAACAUUUGAAACAGAUCUUGAAUAAUUAUUCAGCUGAGUUCUCUCUUGAACAUAUGUCACCAGACCAAGCUGCCAGCCUGCCGCAAGUACAGAGAGAAAUCGAAGGUAUGGAAAAGCAGAUUCUGGGUUUGAACCAGAAAAAGGAAGACCUGUUGGUGGACUUAAAGGCUGCCGUACUAAACCUUCACCAGCAUUUGAAGCAAGAACAACAAGAAGUAGAAAGAGAUAUGCCGUCUGCCGUGGCAGCAGAGGAGGAUGGAAUGGCCAAGAGGGAUGCUUCUGAGUGGAAGUUGAGCAGAACAGGCUCCAUGUCCUUCCUGCCAGCGGUCGAGGAAGAGGUGGAAGAAAUCUCCGGGAAGAGUGAAAAUGGAGAUAAGAAAGCAGAGCCAUCUUCCGGGUCUUGGUCUUUACUCUGGAAGCAUGACAAGGACAUGGAGGAAGAUAGAGCAUCCUCGUCCUCUGGAACGAUUAUUCAGGAGGCCGAUGAGAAAAUAAGCACCUGUGAUAGUUCAAUGGUACAAAUUCUUGCCUCAGACUCACUAAACACCGAGCAAGGCCCACAAUUUUCCCAGAGGCCCAACCAUGCAGAAAAGGGUGCCACACCUGUCAAGGCUGCUGCUCUGGACUUUGCCGAUGAGCAAGAAGCUCUUGAGGCCACGGUGGAGAAAACUAGGCCCGAGCCUGCAGAAGUCCUCCAUGUCUGCAAGAGCCAGGUGGCUGAGCUGGAGCUGUGGCUGCAACAAGCCAACGUGGCAUUUGAGCCGGAAACAUUAAACACAGACAUGCAGCAGGUGGUGGAACAGCAGCUGGUCGGGUGCCAGGCUAUGCUAACAGAGAUUGAGCACAAGGUUGCCUCUCUAUUAGAGAAUUGCAAAGAUCAGGGCCUAGGAGAUAGUGGAGCCACUCACCAUGAGGCUGAAGCACUUUCCCUGAAACUAAAAACUGUGAAGUGCAAUUUGGAAAAAGUGCAGAAGAUGCUUCAGGAGAAGUACAGUGAGGACCAGCAUGCUCUCAUUCCAAAGAAACCUUCAGAACAUCAGAAAGUUCUCCAGCCAGUUAACCUGUCUGAACUGGAAUCUAUUGUAACUGAAAGGCCACAUUUCAGCAAACAAAAAGAUUUCCAGCAGCAACAGGUUCUGGAGUUAAAACCAAUGGAACAGAAAGAUUUUAUCAAAUUCAUAGAAUUUAAUGCUAAGAAAAUGUGGCUCCAGUAUUGCCAACAUGAUAAAGAUACAACUCAAGAAUCAUCUGAGAGAAGCAACACAACAUGUAACUCUGAAAAUGAUGCUCCAGACUUGAUCUUGUCACCCCAGGGCCAAAGUGGAGAUAAAUGGCAAUAUCUACAUCAUGAACUGUCAUCAAAAAUAAAGUCACCUGUACCUCAGCUUGUGGAGCCUCAGGUUGCCACAAAUAUGAGUAUUCUACCCAGUGUGAGUGUGUAUAACUUUAGAUACCCAACAACUGAAGAACUGAAAACCUACACCACCCAACUUGAAGACCUGCGUCAAGAAGCAGAUAAUCUUCAGACACAGGAAAACAUGACAGAGGAAAAGUAUAUCAAUUUGGACAAGAAGUUAUUUGAACUAUUUCUGACCCUCAGUCAGUGCCUUGGCAGUGUGGAGGAGAUGCUGCAGACACCUGGGCUUUUCAGAGAGGAUGUGUCUGCACAGCUGGUGCACUACGAGACACUGGCUCUUGAGUUGAAGAAACUUUAUUUAGCUAUGAGCGACAAGAAGCUUGAUCUUUUGAAAGCCAUGACUUGGCCUGGCAAGAACACCAGCUUGCUCACUGAAUGUUUUGAUAACCUUCAAUUCUGCCUGGAGCACACCCAAGCUACAGCUGCCUCUAGAAGCAAGUCCCUGAAAGCUGGCCUCAACUAUAACCACAGUUAUCAGAAAGCAGAUGCGUAUGCCGUAGAGCUGCAGAACUCUGAGAGCCGAGUGGCCAAACUAAGAGAUGAAGGGGAAAGGCUUCAUCUACCUUAUGUUUUACUCCAGGAGGUGUACAAAUUAGAGGAUGUACUGGACAGCACGUGGGGAAUCCUGAGAGCCAGGUAUGCAGAACUCAGCAGCCCUUUCAUCACUGACAGCCAGCAAGAUGCUUUGUUGCAAGGCAUGGUGGAGCUGGUGAAUAUUGGAAAGGAAAAGCUUGCUCAUGACCACCUACACCAGACCAAAAGUAAAGUUGCUUUACAGGCUCAAAUACAAAAUCAUAAGGUUUUUUUCCAGAAGCUUGCUGCUGACAUGUUGUUGAUCCAAACAUACUCUGCCAAAAUGUUUCCUUCUUUAUUGCAAAAGAGAGAGACAUUUUGGAAAGAACAAGUAACAGAAGUUAAAUUACUAGAAGAAAGGUCACGCCAACAUGGCAUGAAGCUGCAGAAUUUGUUGCAGAGAUGGGAAGAAUUUGAUGAAAACUAUGCAUCUCUUGAAAAGGACCUGGAAAUUCUCAUAUCUACAUUGCCCUCUGUGAGUCUGGUGGAAGAGACAGAGGAAAGAUUAGUGGAACGGAUUUCAUUUUACCAGCAAAUAAAAAGAAGCAUUGAUGGAAAUCAUGCCCGGCUUUACCAAACUCUGAAUGAAGGCAAACUGCUGGUGGCAUCUGUGAGCUGUCCUGAACUAGAGGUCCAGAUUGCAAAACUGGAAGAGCAGUGGUUGUCCCUCAACAAGAGAAUUGACCAUGAACUCCACAGACUGCAAACACUUUUGAAGCAUCUGCUCAGUUAUAACAGAGAUUCAGAGGAGUUAACCAAGUGGUUAGAGUCUUCUCAGCAAACUCUGAAUUACUGGAAAGAACAGUCCCUUAAUGUGUCUCAGGACUUGGAUACAAUCAGAAGCAACAUAAACCAAUUUUUUGAGUUUUUGAAGGAAGUUGAUGAAAAGUCCUCGUUGAAGACUGCAGUUAUAAGUACUGGGAACCAACUUCUUCACCUGAAAGAAGCUGAUACAGCUACUCUGAGAUCUUCAUUAGCACAGUUUGAACAAAAAUGGACAAUGCUUAUAACUCAACUUCCAGAUAUCCAAGAAAAACUUCACCAGCUUCAGAUGGAGAAAUUGCCAUCUCGUAAAGCAAUCACAGAAAUGAUUAGCUGGAUGAACAAUGUGGAGCAUCAAACUGAAGAUGAAGACUCUGUGCAUUCACUAAGUUCUGCAUCUCACGUUAAAAAUCUUCUUCGGAAGUAUAAGGAGUUCAGAAUGGAAAUGGACUAUAACCAGUGGAUCGUUGACUUUGUUAACCAGUCUUUACUUCAGUUAAGCACCUGUGAUGUAGAAAGCAAGCGCUAUGAAAGAACGGAGUUUGCAGAACACCUGGGGGAGAUGAACCGCCAGUGGCACCGAGUACACGGAACACUGAAUAGAAAGAUACAGCAUUUAGAACAACUUUUAGAAAGUAUCACUGAGAAUGAGAACAAAAUACAGGUUUUGAACAGCUGGAUGGAGGCACAGGAAGAGAGACUGAAAAUUUUACAGAAACCUGAAAAUGUGAUCUCGGUCCAGAAGCUGCUCCUGGACUGUCAGGAUAUAGAAAAUCAACUUGCAAUUAAAUCCAAAGCACUGGAUGAGCUGAGACAAAGUUACCUGACUUUAGAAAGUGGGGCAAUGCCGUUGUCAGAAGAUACAACAUCUGGAAUUGACAGGUUAUUUGAAAAGAGGAACAGUGUUAUCAAUCAGGUCAAUGAGCUCAAAGCCUCCAUGCAGUCAGUUUUACAGGAGUGGAAGACUUAUGACAGACUCUAUGAUGAAGUGAAUAUGAUGACAGUCCGAUUCUGGUACUGCAUGGAACACAGCAAGCCUGGGGUGUUAUCGUUGGACGCUUUGAGAUGCCAGGUUCAGAACCUUCAGUCUCUUCAAGAUGAAGCUGAGAGCAGUGAAGGGAGUUGGGAGAAACUCCAGGAGGUUAUCGGCAAACUCAAAGGUUUCUGCCCCUCGGUUGCUGAAAUAAUCGAAGAGAAAUGCCAAGAUACUCAUACGAGGUGGACCCAGGUAAACCAAGACAUUGCAGACCAGCUGCAGAAGGCCCAGAGUCUGCUCCAGCUCUGGAAGGCGUAUAACAGUGCUCAUGCUGAAGCCACAGCAAGGCUACAGCAGCAGGAAGCAAAGUUUCAACAGCUCGCAAACAUCAACAUGUCUGGAAACAACCUGGCAGAGAUCCUGCCCCCAGCCCUGCAGGACAUAAAGGAGCUGCAGCAUGAUGUACAGAACACAAAGGAUGCCUUUCUCCAAAAUUCCACUCUCCUGGAUGGACUCCCACAACCCGCGGAGUCCAGCCCCCACGCUGGUCACCUGUACUCCCUGCAAAGGGUUGCUUAUUUGGAAAAGAUGCUGCUUGUGAAAGCAAAUGAAUUUGAGGUUCAUGUUAUUUUCCCAUUCGAGUUGGAGUAUCAGACAUUUGCGUACUACCCUCACUCCCUUGUGUCCUGUGAAGGAAUAGUGCUUCAGGGACUGCUCCUUGGGGAAACUGGAAUGAAGCUGUCCCGAACAUACGAUCAUGUGCUGGCACUGACAGCCCAGUCACCUGAUAUUGAACGUUUGAAUGAAGUGAGCCUCAAGCUCCCACUUACUGACGUCGCCGUCAAGACACUGCAGAACAUGAACCGGCGGUGGAUUCGGGCCACAGCGACGUCACUGGAGCGCUGCAGUGAGCUUCAGGGAAUUGGAUUGAAUACAAAGUUUCUUUAUUGCUGUGAAAAGUGGAUCCAACUUUUGGAGAAGAUCGAAGAGACACUCAAAGUGAAUAUUGCUGACAACCUUCCAGCUCUCCUGGAACAGCAGAAAACAUAUGAGAUGUUAGAAGCUGAAGUUUCUAUAAACCAGACCAUUGCAGAUGCUUAUGUCACUCAGUCCUUACAACUACUGGACACAACAGAAAUAAAGAACAGGCCAGAAUUUGUUUUGGAAUUCUCGAAGCUGGCAGCCCAGUGGCAGAGUGCUGCCCGGGGCAUUCGGCAGAGGAAGGGUGACAUUGAUGUGCUGGUGAGGCAGUGGCAGUACUUCACUACGUCCAUGGAGGACCUGCUCCGCUUCCUCACCGACACCAGCCAGCUGCUGUCUGCAGUCAAGGGCCAGGAUUGCUAUACCCUCUCCCAAAUCAGAAGUCUCAUCCAUGACCUGAAGAAUAAAGAAAUCCAUUUUCAAAGGUGGCAAGCCACCUACGCACUAACCUUGGAAGCUGGGGAAAAGUUACUGAACACAACUAACCUGGAGACCAAAGAGUUGAUUGACAAGCGACUCAGCCAACUUCAGAACAACUGGAAGGACACAGAGGUCCAGCUAGCAGAGAUGAUUAAGCAGUUCCAGAACAUCGUAGAGACCUGGAACCAGUGUGAAAAGAAAAUCAAAGAGUUGAAAAGCAGGCUGCAAGUUUUAAAGGCACGAAAUAAAGAUCCUCUUCCAGAACUUCAUGAGGAACUCCAUAAAGAAAAAGAGCUGAUUAAGGAAUUAGAGAAGUCUUUGGCCAACUGGACUCAGAACUUGAAAGAACUUCAGACUAUGAAGGCAGACGUAACCCAGCACAUUCUUGUGGAAGACGUGAUGGUUUUGAAGGAGCAAACGGAACACUUGCACAGACAAUGGGAGGACCUCUGCUUAAGAGUGGCUAUACGCAAACAGGAGAUUGAAGACAGACUCAACUCAUGGAUCGUGUUCAAUGAAAAAAAUAAAGAGCUGUGUGCGUGGCUGGUGCAGAUGGAAAACAAAGUUCUACAGACAGCAGAUAUUAGUAUUGAAGAAAUGAUUGAGAAGUUACAGAAGGACUGCAUGGAAGAAAUAAACUUGUUCAGUGAAGACAAGUUACGGUUAAAGCAAAUGGGUGACCAGCUGGUCAAGGCCAGCAACAAGGCAAGAUCAGUGGAGAUUGAUGACAAGCUCAACAAGGUUAAUGACCGCUGGCAACAUCUUUUUGACGUCAUUGGCUCAAGGGUGAAGAAGCUGAAGGAGACGUUUGCUUUUAUUCAGCAGUUAGACAAAAACAUGAGCAACCUGCGCACCUGGUUGGCUCGAAUUGAGUCUGAGCUUUCUAAGCCUGUUGUUUAUGACGUCUGCGAUGAUCAGGAGAUCCAGAAGAGGCUCGCCGAGCAGCAGGAUCUGCAGCGAGAUAUUGAACAACACAGUGCAGGGGUGGAGUCCGUGUUUAACAUCUGUGAUGUCCUACUGCAUGACUCCGAUGCCUGUGCAAAUGAGACCGAGUGUGACUCGAUCCAGCAGACCACCAGAAGCCUGGACCGACGCUGGCGGAACAUUUGUGCCAUGUCAAUGGAGCGGCGCAUGAAAAUUGAGGAGACAUGGCGCCUGUGGCAGAAGUUUUUAGAUGAUUAUUCCCGCUUUGAGGACUGGCUCAAGUCCGCCGAGAGAACAGCGGCCUGCCCGAAUUCCUCAGAGGUGUUGUACACAAAUGCCAAAGAAGAGCUGAAGAGGUUUGAGGCCUUCCAGCGGCAGAUCCAUGAGAGGCUCACCCAGCUGGAGCUCAUCAACAAGCAGUACCGGCGGCUGGCCCGGGAGAACCGCACGGACGCGGCCAGCAAGCUGAAGCAGAUGGUCCACGAGGGCAACCAGCGCUGGGACAACCUCCAGAAGCGGGUCACGGCCAUCCUGCGGAGGCUCAGGGUAUCCUUCUCUGCGUCACCAGGGCUAUUUGUAGAUGUUUGGGGAGAAGUGAUAUGGGAUAUGCAACAGCAAGCUGGUAACACAAAGCAACGGGUAGAAGAUUUGGGCCUGGAAGAUGAAAAGGAGGCCUCUGAGAAUGAAACGGACAUGGAAGACCCCAGAGAGAUCCAGACGGAUUCUUGGCGUAAGAGGGGAGAGCGCGAGGAGCCCUCAUGUCCUCAGUCCCUUUGUCAUCUCGUGCCCCCAGCACCUGGGCACGAACGGUCUGGCUGUGAGACCCCUGUCAGUGUGGACUCCAUCCCUCUGGAGUGGGAUCACACGGGUGACGUGGGGGGCUCCUCCUCUCAUGAAGAUGACGAGGACGGUCCAUACUACACUGCACUGUCAGAUGUAGAAAUCCCUGAAAAUCCUGAGGCAUAUCUUAAAAUGACCACAAAAACUUUGAAAGCGUCUUCUGGUAAAUCCAUUUCUGAUGGCCACUCAUGGCAUGUUCCUGACAGCCCUUCCUGUCCCAAGCAUCACUACAAACAAAUGGAAGGUGAUAGGAAUGGACCACCCAUCCCUUCAGAUUCCAGCACCCCUUAUAAACCAGGCUAUGUAAAGCUGCUGUUACCUCCAGGCACUGAUGGUGGCAAAGAAGGCCCAAGAGUCUUGAAUGGCAGCCCACAGCCAGAAGACGAGAGACUGGCUGGCAUAGCAGGACAGCAUUCAGGUGCCUUUGACAGAUGGGAGCUAAUUCAAGCACAAGAGCUUCACAAUAAACUCAGAAUAAAACAAAACUUGCAGCAGCUGAACUCUGAUAUUUGCGACAUCACCACUUGGCUGGACAAAACUGAAGCAGAGCUGGAAACGUUAAAGUUGGCAAAGCCUCCCUCUGAUAUUCAGGAAAUGGAACUCAGAGUGAAGAGACUACAGGAGAUAUUAAAAGCCUUUGACACCUACAAGGCGUUAGUGGUCUCUGUCAGUGUGAGCGGCAAGGAAUUUCUGCAAACCGAGAGCCCCGAGUCCACAGAGCUCCAAAGUAGACUUCACCAGUUGAGCCUGCGCUGGGAAGCGGCACAGUGCGCGGUGGACAGCUGGAGAGAGGGCCUGCGACAGUCGCUCAUGCAGUGCCAGGACUUCCACCGAUUGAGUCAAAAUCUGCUCUUGUGGUUAGCAAGUGCUGAGAACCGGAGGCAGAUGGCUCAUGUCACCGACUCAAAGGCAGACCCCCAGGAUCUCCUGGAGCGUCAGAAAGAACUAAUGCAACUGGAGAAGGAGCUAGUGGAACGUCAACCUCAAGUAAACUCCUUACAGGAAAUUUCAAACAGUCUUCUUAUUAAGGGGCACGGAGAAGACUAUAUUGAGGCUGAAGAGAAGGUCCAUGUUAUUGAGAAGAAACUGAAACAGUUACUUGAGCAAGUGUCCCAAGAUUUAAUAUCCUUGCAGAGAAGCCAGAACCCCGACCCAUCUCUGCGUGACUUUGAUGAGGUAGAUGCUGGGGACCAGCCUCAGGCCGCGUCCGUGCCACCUCCCCUAGUGAAGUUUGGAGCGGAGAGAACGACAAAAGGCGAGAUUGAGACAGACAGAAGGGUGCCCGGCAUCGCUGGUCCUAGUGGCUCACGGCCACAGCGCUCCUUCCUCUCCCGGGUGAUCAGGGCGGCACUGCCCCUGCAGCUGCUCCUCCUGCUGCUCCUGUUCCUGGCCUGCCUGCUGCCCUCCUCUGAAGAAGAUUACAGCUGCACACAGGCCAACAACUUUGCCCGGUCCUUCUACCCCAUGCUGAGGUACACCAACGGGCCACCCCCCACAUAGAGGGCUCACCGGCCCACAGCGCCACACCACCAGCCUGUUUACCACGAGUGCCCUAGACCAAUCUGAGUGACUUAGCAUUGGCAAUGUCCAGGGACCUGCUGCAGACACCUCCCUCUGGGUUUGUCCAGAGUGGGCUCUCUGGGGUCCAGGGCAGUUUUCAAAUGAAUUUCUUCCCUAGAGCAGAGAACCUGGGCAGCAGUUGCCCCAGGCAUUUUGGCAAAACUAGUUGACUGGUUUUGGGAUCUCUGGAAAUGGCAGUUUCCUGAAGAUCCAAGCACUUUGUGAAUUCUGAUUUAUUUGUAAAACAGCAUUAUUAUAAUGUAGCUAAUAUGGUCAAUGAA